This is a messenger RNA of Perca flavescens (yellow perch), 1428 nucleotides long. It is a transcript of the gene gdf6b, whose product is annotated as growth differentiation factor 6b. Gene Ontology annotation, cellular component: extracellular region. Gene Ontology annotation, molecular function: growth factor activity; cytokine activity. The record is from RefSeq and is a predicted model, not a curated record. The transcript is spliced from 2 exons. The coding region runs from base 1 to 1428 and encodes 475 amino acids. Gene Ontology annotation, biological process: BMP signaling pathway. Lineage: Eukaryota; Metazoa; Chordata; Actinopteri; Perciformes; Percidae.
AUGUGGGCGUGUUCUCGCCCCCCCCCCCGCCCUUUUUUUAAACUUUGCACCGCCUGUCCUCCGAAACUGUGCGCACUUUGCGGAGCAGCCACUUGCUGCAGAGUGGAUGCAGAGUUCAGCUCCGGCUUUGCCCGUGGUCCCCGCGGCCACAGCUCAGGCUCUGGCUCUGAUUCAGGACGAGACCAGAGGAUGGAUCUCUAUCACUUUGCCUUUCUCUGCGGGGCUCUGCUGUUUCUUUGGGAAAUCCCCUGUUUUCACACUCUUGCUAUUUUCCCUCCAGCUGCCCCGAAGAGCAGCAAGGUGUCGAGGAUUUUUGAUGGACAAGAAGCUUCUAAGUAUUUCAAGGAUUUUUACGCGCCGCCAUCCAUCGACAGAAACAAUAAAGCAACAUCUAAAGACUCAAUUGAGCCUCAUGACUACAUGCUGUCUAUUUACAAGACCUUCUCCACGGCAGAAAGACUGGGACUCAACGCCAGUUUCUUUCGGUCUUCUAAAGCUGCAAACACUAUUGCAAGUUUUGUGGACAGUGGACAAGAUGACCUCCCACUCUCCCCUCUGAGGAGACAGCAGUAUCUGUUCGACGUCUCAACGCUCUCCAAAAAGGCGGAGGUGCUGGGAGCUGAGCUCAGGAUAUACACCAAAGUGUCUGGGAAUUUCAGGAUAUCGGAAACAGAGCCCGUCGACAUCCAGCUCCUCUCCUGCCACGACCGGCAGCUGCUCGAUUCCAAAACACUCGACUUGCAGGAUUCCAAAAGGCCAAAGUGGGAGGUGUUGGACGUGUGGGAAAUAUUCAAAGAGCAGCAGCACCUGAGCCAGGGGAAGCACUUCUGCCUGGAGCUCAGGGCCAUGCUGGACAACCCGGAGAGGGAGCUGGACCUGCAGCUUCUGGGCUUGCACAGGCACGGCAGGCCUCAGCAGAAGAAAGCCAUCUUAGUGGUGUUCACCAGGUCUAAGAAGAGGCAGACCCUCUUCAGUGAGAGGAGAGAGGGGAGAGCGUUGCUGGGUCUGGAGAGGAAGGCCAAAGAGAGAGACCCUGGCACCAAAGCCAGCAGGAGACGGAGGACAGCUGCAUCCAAAACCCGCCACGGCAAGAGACACGGCAAGAAGUCCAAAUCCAGGUGCAGCAAGAAGCCGCUGCACGUCAACUUCCGAGACCUGGGCUGGGACGACUGGAUCAUCGCCCCGCUGGAUUAUGAAGCGUACCACUGCGAGGGGGUGUGUGACUUCCCCCUGCGCUCCCACCUGGAGCCCACCAACCACGCCAUCAUCCAGACUCUGAUGAAUUCAAUGAACCCCAGCAACAUGCCGCCCAGCUGCUGCGCCCCGUCCAAACUCAGCCCAAUCAGCAUCCUCUACAUCGACUCAGGAAACAACGUGGUCUACAAACAGUACGAGGACAUGGUGGUUGAGUCUUGUGGCUGUAGGUAG